This is a messenger RNA of Panicum virgatum (switchgrass), 1456 nucleotides long. RefSeq lists its product as uncharacterized. Bases 444 to 1088 code for a protein of 214 amino acids. NCBI's taxonomy places the organism in Eukaryota, Viridiplantae, Streptophyta, Magnoliopsida, Poales, Poaceae. The transcript is spliced from 2 exons. The record is from RefSeq and is a predicted model, not a curated record.
CAUGGGCUAAUUCGACGCCUUGUCCCGGAUCGGAGUCAGAGAUUCCUGGGUGAUUACCCGGCACAGCGCGCUAAUCCAAAUCCAAUUAUUGAUGGGUGGUGGAGUCCCGUCUCUAUAUACCCCGCGCCGCGCCUGCCUUUCCCAGCUUUCGCCCAGGACAAGUCGCCCGCUGCUGCCUGCUGGCUGGUUGUUGCUCUCGCAGCCCUCUCUGAUCCUGGUCUCUCGGAACCUUCCCGCAUGGUGACCGCGGCCGCCUCCGACUGCAGCAUGCUCAGCUUCGCAUUGGCCCCCUCGUCGUCCGGCCACCGCGCGUCCUGCUCCUGCCGCCGCCGGCCGUGACCCGCCCGCGCCCGCGCGUCACCAGCUGGUCUCGUCGCCUCGACCGCUCGGAGCCGAGCUGUUCCGGCGACCGGUGCUCUCGCGCCGCGCGCGACGAACGAACGAUGCCUCCUCUAGCGCCGCCGGCGCUAGGCGACAAGGGCGGCGGCUCGCGCGGCAGGCAGCGGCAGGAGGCGGCGGCGGCGGGGGCGGGGGCGGAUCGGCAGCGGUCGGCGUCGUUCCACGGCCGCGGCGUGGACCAGCGGCACCAGCUGCAGAAGCAGAGGCCCAAGACGAUGCCGGACCUGCUCGCCGGCGUGAGGGGGGCGAGCUUCCGCUCCGGGUCCCCGCCCCCGCGCGCCGGCGGCGAGGCCGGGCUGGUGAGGACGCCGAGCAAGGUGCUGGUGAGCGUGGCCGUGCAGCGCAGCCUGUGGCCGCUGCACGUCAUGGCGUCCGCCGAGUGGACCGUCGCCGACCUGGUGGCGGCCGCCGUGGCGCUCUACGUCAAGGAAGGCCGCCGGCUGCUGCUGCCGUCCGCCGACCCGGCCGCCUUCGGACUCCACUACUCCCAGUUCAGCUUGGAGAGUCUGGACCCAAAGGCGAAGGUUAUGGAACUGGGCUCCAGGAGUUUCUUCCUGUGCCCCAAAUCUUCAGCUGCCGGUCAGGCUGCUCCAUCGUCGUCCUCUAAUGGAGCAAGCGAGGCCAGCACAGUGGUGUCAGGGAACGCACCGGCUUGGCUGAACUAUAUGCAAUUCUGGCCGAUGAUGUAAUCAGCUAGCACCCCCAGCACCACCUUCCAUCCAUAGUGAGAAAGCGUCUGAUGUCCUGUAUUUUUAGGAACUAGGUCCAAAAGAAUCUCCUAGUUUGCAUUCGUGAGACAGGUGGCUACAAGAACAUUGUAAAUGUGUAACGUAUAAGGUUCAAAGGAUGAGACUACAGUGAGUGUGUAGCUAUCUAAGGUGCAUGUGCGAUUGUGCCAAAAGCCUGUGCCUCAUGUUACAUCCCACAUUCAGAAACAUAUCAAUUUUUGUGUAAUUAGAACAGUUUUAGUGGAAAAAAAUGCUGUUGUUAUCUUAUGUAAAUUAACUAUUGUUUGUACAUCUGCAUACAGCAAAGAAAAAAAGCCAUGGCACAGCCG